AUAAAAGGUCCGCCGGUCUCCUUCGCCGCUCCAGAGGAGGCUCCGGCAAGGGGCGAGGCGGGAGCUUUGGCGCAGCCGACUAGCGAAGUAUUUUUUUAAAGAAAGUUGUGAAAUUGCAGUAUUGUCUUCAAGUGGCAAAAAUGCAUACCACAAAGCCCAGGAUGGUGGUUCCUUAUGGCCUCAAGACUCUACUUGAGGGAGUGAGCAGAGCAGUUCUGAAAGCCAGUCCCUCUAACAUUACUGAAUUUGCUGCUGUGUAUUUCAGGGAACUGAUACUUUUCCGAGAAGACCACCCUAAUUUAGACAUUAAAGACCUGGUGAGAGAGUUUCAUAUGACUAGAGUGGAAGGAUGGGCAGAAGGGACAGCAGGAGCAACGCAGGUGCCCCGCAAAAGGGCUGACGUGGGAGAUGCGUAUAGGCCAGAGGCGGACACGACGGCUCCGAUGAGUGACGAACCGAAACGGAAGGAGAAAUCGACAGACACAGAAGAGGACCAGAUAAGUGAAGAACCACGCCGUGAACAGUGCACCAAGACAACCCAGUACCCAUCGACCGUGGAUGAUUUUGCAGACAGGGCUGGGGACGAAAAGGGAGCUGGGCUCGCCUACGUCCCGGCCGAUCCAGCCCAGCUGGCAUCCCAGAUGCUAGGUAAAGUUGAACCUGUUUCUUCCGAAGCUGAACUGAAGGACGUGGCAGUCUCAGUGCAGACGCUCCCUACCUCAUCCCAAAGUGUAGAGAAUCUUGUUGCUUCAGUCACAGAGGCCCCGCCACCCGCACCGGAACCUGCCCCUGCCCCAUCGGAAGUAGCGCCUGCCCCCGCAGAAGAGGAAGCGCCUGCCCCCGCAGAACCAGAACCUGCCCCUGCAGAACCAGAACCUGCCCCCGCAGAACCAGAGCCUGCCCCCGCGGAACCAGAGCCUGCCCCCGCGGAACCAGAGCCUGCUGCCCCUGCAGAAGCAGAAGCAGAGCCUGCUGCCCCUGCAGAAGCAGAAGCAGAAGCAGAGCCUGCUGCCCCUGCAGCUUCUGUACACUCUCUCAGGGCUGGGUCCGCCACUCAGAGUCACACCUCCGCUCCUGGGGAUGUAGUUACCUCAGGCAGUCAGGCUGAGCAGCCACCUGCUGACGUAGCAGAUCCAGAUUCCUCAGACCCCUUGCUGGAAGAACAGCCACCCCCGCCGCCACCACCACCUCCUCCUCCUGAUAAAGACCCAUUGCAGGCUGAAUCUUGUUCAAGUGAAAUUGAGCUCACAUCAGACAUACAGCUCACCCCCAUGUGUGAUGAUGAUCCCAAUGCUGGUGGAGAGCCCCAACCACCACCGUAUGUAGAGCAGUUUCCACAGCAGAUAGUAAUUCCUUUCGUAGACACUGUAGCAUGUCUCUUUAAUCCGCUGAUGGCUUCGCAGAAUGCAGGUCAGUUUGCUAGUAUUCUAGAUCCAUCUGCAGAUGAUGCAGAAUGUGACCCUGACAGGAUGGAUACUGCAGAGGAACUGAGUUCAGCUGAUCCAGGUUUUAUUAUGUCAGUUGCCAUACCACUGGAAGAUGUGAUGAAUGGGAAGAAGGGCUCAGGAGCUGGGGAUAAAGCACCCUUUGCAGGCAGCUAUGGUAUAGCAGGAGAAAUCACAUUUACUACUGCCUCUAUGCGCAGGACAGAAUAGCAAACGGAUUGAGAAGAGGUGCUGUUCAACAUUUCACCCCAGAAUGGAAACCUGCAUCUUUAAUUAGAAAUUGAUUAACUAAUACACGCAAUAAAGCAAUGCAAGCGCUCUUA
Lacerta agilis (Sand lizard) is the source of this 1768-nucleotide messenger RNA. RefSeq names its product calcium binding tyrosine phosphorylation regulated (gene CABYR). Lineage: Eukaryota; Metazoa; Chordata; Lepidosauria; Squamata; Lacertidae. Gene Ontology annotation, cellular component: sperm fibrous sheath; cytoplasm. Gene Ontology annotation, biological process: sperm capacitation. The record is from RefSeq and is a predicted model, not a curated record. Gene Ontology annotation, molecular function: calcium ion binding. Bases 141 to 1655 code for a protein of 504 amino acids. The transcript is spliced from 6 exons.